Plodia interpunctella (Indianmeal moth) is the source of this 2523-nucleotide messenger RNA. RefSeq lists its product as uncharacterized. The record is from RefSeq and is a predicted model, not a curated record. The transcript has 3 exons. Gene Ontology annotation, molecular function: nucleic acid binding; zinc ion binding. Bases 1 to 2523 code for a protein of 840 amino acids. NCBI's taxonomy places the organism in Eukaryota, Metazoa, Arthropoda, Insecta, Lepidoptera, Pyralidae.
AUGGAGGUGGUCCUCGACCGCCUCCAGACAAGGAAGAGGGCACCGGGUCCAGACGGGGUGCACGGGAAAGUGCUUGCGCUGAUUCUCGUGCACCUCGGGGAGGAGUUUCGGGGGCUGCUCAACCGCUGUCUGCGAGAGGGGCAGUUCCCGAAAUUAUGGAAGGAGGGCCGGCUCUGCCUUAUUCCGAAGGGGAGCCGGCCCUUGGACUCGGCUUCGGCGGUGCGACCUCUGGUCCUGCUGAGCGAGGCUGGGAAGGCCCUAGAGAGCGUUGUGGCCUCUCGCCUCGUUCGGCAUGUGGAGGAAGGCCCGGGACCGCGUCUCUCUGACGUGCAGUACGGAUUCCGGGCCAAGAGGUCCACCAUCGACGCCCUCAGGCGUCUGCGGUCGGUGACGGAGGAGGCGGAUCGAGAAGGCGAUGUGACCCUGGCGACGUCUUUAGACGUCGCCAACGCCUUCAACAGCAUCCCGCACAGUGUAAUACGGGAGGCACUCCGGUACUUUGGGGUGCCCUCGUACCUGCGGCGGCUGUUGGGGGUGUACCUGGAGGAUCGUGUUGUCCUGUACGAGGACGGGGGGGGUCGUAUGGUUCGGCGGAGCGUCGGAUGCGGUGUGCCACAGGGGUCGAUUCUCGGCCCUAUCCUGUGGGACAUCGCAUACGAUUGGGAGGGUACCAGCUUCGCUGGAGAAUCCCUCUCUGCAUCUUCGGAUGUGGACAGCCUCACCGUAUCUGGGGGGGGCAUCAACCGCCAGAGGGACGCAAGUCCCUCUCAACAAUCAGUCCAGACGGACUCUGACAACGACAGCGACUCUAGUCUCCCAGAGGCUUUGCUGAACGAGGAGAACAGAAGUGGCAGGGGUAGUGCUCCCCUGAAAAGGAAAGCACCGGAAGUAUCAGGAGCUAUGGAACGAGGUCCUAAAAUCAACACCGCCAUCAGGGGCCGGCCUCGCACACCAGGUAUGCGGCGCACACAAGGCGCAACUGAAGGCCGUAAACGCGCCACUGUAGUGGACGAGCACUUGGGGGUGGUCCGGGCUGCUGCUAACAGGGUGCUCGAAGAAGCCGAUAAGUCCGGAAACCUCAAAGGGACGGUGUGGCGGGCCAUGAAAGAGUCCUGCCAACAAAUAUUGGAAGCUGCCGAGAAAAUCGAGGCCCAACAGGUGGAAUCGGAAGCAGUUCGAAUACUCACAGCGGACAAUAAAAGGAUGAGGGAACAGCUAGAACUUCUACAGAAGGAAACAAAGGCGCUCCGUACGGCCUACUCCGAAAAGGCGGCUGCGCCUUUAACCUCAGGGACGGGAAUCACAAGGACCGAAAUCCAAGAAGUCCUUGCGGACUUUAAGGAAUCCUUAGAAAGGGACCUGUUUCUGAGAUUGGGGGGCAUGGUUACGGAUCGGCUUAAGGAGGCUGAAAAAAGGGGCAUUCUUGCUCCCGAGCCGAUUAUGCGCCCGCCCCUUACGACAGAUAAGAGGCCAAAUGAGGUUGAACGCCAAAACCAUGAAGAGGAACGGCCAACAACACUAAUGCCACAGCCGCAGGAGGAAGAGCCACAGCCUGGCCCCUCUCAGACAACUGAAGCUCCUCUGACCAACCAGGAGAAGGAAGGAUGGGCCACUGUGGUGAAAAAGAAAAAAGGCAAGAGGGGAAAAGGCAAGGGGCACGGAAAAAAUUCCCCCCCUGACAAGCUGAAACCCACCCAAGCCCAGGUCCGAACCCCCGGGGUGUCUGCGAAGCCGCCACCUAAGAAAAUGUUCACCCCACCAAAGUCGUCGGCGGUGGUGGUAACCCUACGGCCGGAAUCCAAAAUGGAUUACAAAUCAGUUAUGGCCAGGGUCACCACCCUUAAGCUACCGUCCAUUGGGGUGGACCACGUGGCGGUAAGGAGAACUGCUACCGGGGCUCGCAUUAUUGAGAUCCCCGGAGCUCACAGUGCGGUCUCCGCUGACACCCUGGCCGAAAAAUUAAGGGAGAUGGUGGGCGAUGAAGCCCAAAUAUCACGGCCAUAUAAAACGGCACAAAUAAAAAUUUAUGGCUUCGAUGAGUCAGUGACCCAGGAGUCCCUAAAGGAAGCUGCAGCUGAAGCUGGAAACUGUCCACCGGGACAGAUAAGGGUUGGCGCUAUUCGCACGGCACCUGACCAGACCGGGGCGUCUAUUCUAACUUGCCCUGUAGCAGCCGCCAACAAUUUGAUCAAAGCCGGACGCCUACUGGUCGGAUGGUCGGCCGCCAAAAUCAAGGGGCUCGAGGCCCUGCCCAUGCGAUGCUUCCGCUGCAUGGGCUUGGGCCACACUAGGGCCCUCUGUCCGUCUCCGGUGGACAGAUCCAAUGUGUGCCACCGAUGCGGCCAAACGGGCCACAUGACGGUGGAAUGUAGCGCCAAGGAGCCAUGGUGUGCCGUGUGCCACGCCGCAAAGCUCCCGGCGGGGCACGUAAUGGGGGGAAAGGCCUGCAACCCCCCACGCACCAGGGGUAAGACGGCCCUGGCUACGAGGGAGGUCUCGGAGGGUCGACUAAUGGAACAUUAA